AUGGAAACUAAUUCAUUAGGCCGAAGCCGACAGACACCGGCAGUAAGGAACCAUAUCAUCUACACCGAUCACAAAGGAAGAAAGAUUCCUUAUGCCGACAAGAUCACCCCAGAACCGAUCCUCAACAACAAUGCGGGUCGAGAUACAAAGGCGGACUCGAUCAGGAACAGUUAUAAUAGCCAAUUCAAAGUUGGCAUUUACGGUUGGCGAAAGAAAUGUCUCUACAUUCUUGUCAUGGCGCUUAUGCUUAUGUUGAUUAUCAAUCUCGCACUGACGCUCUGGGUUCUGAAAGUAUUGGAUUUCAAUUCGGAAGGAAUGGGCCAGCUUCGAAUCGUGCCGGGCGGUUUGCACUUGAUAGGGCAGGCUCUUGUGUUGGACUCGCUAUUUGCAUCUAGUAUAAAGUCUAAGCGUGGACAACCAAUCUCAAUUGAAUCAUCUAGGAAUUUUACUGUGUCGACACGAGAUGCUCUUGGCAUGCUUCAGAGCAGAUUAUUUUUAGGUCAUGAUCGCUUAGAAGUAAACGUAGCUCGAUUGGAAAUACGGGAUUCUCGAGGCACUUUGUUGCUGGGCGCGGGACAUGAUGCGGUGACAAUCGGGGCUGACAACCUCGUCGUUGCUAGCCAUGCUGGGGCUACUUUCAAUUCAGCCAUUCAGGCACCUCUUGUAAAAGCACCACCAUCAAAGCAAUUAAUGCUGGAAUCGCCCACUCGAUCGCUAGAAAUGCAUGCGGCGCAAAGCAUCGCCCUGGAGUCGCGUGCUGGCGACAUCAGUGCCAGCUGUCUAUCCACCUUCCGCCUGCGUUCCAUCGCCGGUUCGAUAAGAUUGGACGCUCCAAGCAUAUAUAUGCCCAAACUAAAGUCAGCGUUACCAUUGCCGGCGGCGGCGCCUCACGGGCACGAUCCGCAUCACCAGAACAUUUACCAGCUUUGUGCUUGCGCAAAUGGAAAACUGUUUCUCGCGCCUCCGCAUGGUAUUUGCGCAGCGAGAGAAGAGAGCUUAAUCUGCCGAUGA
This is a messenger RNA of Melitaea cinxia (Glanville fritillary), 1011 nucleotides long. RefSeq names its product zeta-sarcoglycan-like. Gene Ontology annotation, biological process: heart contraction; cardiac muscle tissue development. The coding region runs from base 1 to 1011 and encodes 336 amino acids. Gene Ontology annotation, cellular component: sarcolemma; sarcoglycan complex. The record is from RefSeq and is a predicted model, not a curated record. Lineage: Eukaryota; Metazoa; Arthropoda; Insecta; Lepidoptera; Nymphalidae. The transcript is spliced from 6 exons.